This is a messenger RNA of Eruca vesicaria subsp. sativa (arugula), 435 nucleotides long. The record is from the annotation of a GenBank genome assembly. Lineage: Eukaryota; Viridiplantae; Streptophyta; Magnoliopsida; Brassicales; Brassicaceae.
AUGCGAGGACGCCUUGCUAAGCUGGAGCUAAGCGAUGGAAAUAACAUGUACGCAAAACUGGUGGUAGGCGCGGAUGGAUCUAAGUCACGGGUGAGGGAGUUGUCAGGGAUUAAAACAACUGGAUGGAACUACUCACAGAACGCUAUUAUUUGUACAGUUGAGCACACUUUCGAAAACUUCACAGCGUGGCAAAGGUUUUUACCAAAUGGCCCCAUCCCGCUUCUUCCCAUUGGUGACAAGUUUAGCAACAUAGUAUGGACUAUGGAUCCAACCGAGGCCUCAGAUCGAAAAUUUAUGAGCGAGGAUGACUUCAUCAAAGCUGUAAACGACGGUCUGGAUUAUGGAUACGGUCCACAUCCGGAGAUAACGAGUUCACGAGGGAGUCUCUCUUUGGCUUACAGGAGAUGUGAACAUAUCUGCCAAGGAGAGGUUUGA